Molecule: messenger RNA, 1668 nt
Organism: Penicillium subrubescens
Lineage: Eukaryota; Fungi; Ascomycota; Eurotiomycetes; Eurotiales; Aspergillaceae
Product: Zn(II)2Cys6 transcription factor domain-containing protein
Exons: 3
Coding region: 1-1668 (555 amino acids)
Biological process (GO): regulation of DNA-templated transcription
Molecular function (GO): DNA-binding transcription factor activity, RNA polymerase II-specific; zinc ion binding
Source: RefSeq, a predicted model, not a curated record
AUGUCGCUUCAGCAGCCAGUCUCCAAGCUGUGGAAGCGGACAAGAGAGAGUAAGCCCAAAGUGCGCACUGGCUGCAAGACUUGCAAAUUUCGACGAGUCAAAUGUGACGAAGGGAAGCCCACUUGUACUCGAUGUACCAAAGCCGGAAGAAUUUGCGAGGGCUAUGGAAGUGGAGCGCCUAAAUCAACUUCCCACCUGGCUAGGCCACUAGCCCCGGCACCAGCUAUUGACGACCCCAUCGAACCGCCCGCGCUAGAGUUCUUCUUCAUCAAGACUGCUCCCCAGCUCGCAGGCUUCUUCGGGAGUGCCUUCUUUCAACACAGCGUGCUCCAGCAAAGUCUCGCCGAACCAGCCAUACGCCAAGCGAUUGCAGCCAUAGGCAUUCUACACGAGCAAACAGCGACAGGGAGACAGAGUCCAUCCCCAAGUAAACGCCCGCCAAAUGUCCACAUCAAGCUAUACAACCGCUCCAUCCGCGCAGUCCUCGACAAGGUCGCCGUCAGUCCCAAUGCAACCCCAUUACUCGCAAUGACAAACGUCCUCUUCACAUGCCUCGAGAUCUUCCAGGGGAAUGCAAAAGCCGCCGCAGACCAUAUCACCGCGGGUAUCAAACUGCUGCAAGCAUGGCGCGAAAAGAAUGGUGGGCCGACCAUGCCCUGGGGCCGGAAGUAUACUUCUUUCGAGGUGCAAUUCAUGGAGACGGAGGUCGCGCCGCUACUGAGUUUAUUCAACACGAACGCGGUCGAAUGCGCCGGCGGACAUCGCAGUAAAUUCCUCUUGAAUCCUGUAGACGAGCACGGCGCAUUACUCCUCGCCACUCGAUUCGAGACUGUCAACGAAGCUCGCAUCGGACUCAUCGAUAUGAUCACCGAUGUAACAUGUGUCUGUAGCGGGUUAGACGAUGGUCUCAUACAUAGACCCCUCGCCGACAUCGACGCCGUCGUAAUCUCGCAAUCCGUACAACAGAAUCUCGAGCGAUGGCAACGAAACGUAGAUGAUCUAAUCCGCCGGCAAAAAUGCACCUGGGAUGCGAAAGAGCAGCAGAUCGCAGACGUGAUCAGCAUAAUCAGGCUUGCCACUAUGUUCGGUGUACGGGCAUACGAGGCCCAAUCCGAGUGUGAAUGGGACAAUCAUCGACCCGAGUACGAAGACCUGAUUUGUUUCGCCGAUGCUAUUUUUUCAGAUCGAGUCCGGUUUCCGGACGAGAUAUCUCGUACACUUAGUUUGGACUUUGGAUUGAUAUUUCCCUUGCAUGCUGUGGCGUGGAAAUGUCGUUGGCCUAGCUUACGCCGUCAAGGAUUGGACUUGCUGUGUCGCAGUUCGAGGCGGGAAUGGCUCUUUGAGGCCCAGCAUUAUCAUGCUAUUUUCUCUCGGAUUAUGGAAAUUGAAGAAGCGAGUUGUGGUUUGCCACCGGGUGUACAGCCUCAGGAUGACUGGUUACCUGCUGAGCAUGCCCGGAUUUGUGACUUUCUGGUGGAAGGGAAGCCUAACCCGGCUGGAGAGAUUGCUGUCUAUGAAGUGACGUUUUUUAGUAGACCUCAAGGUAGUAGCGGUCCCUUGAGGUCAGUCACUGAGCAGAUGCGAUUAGGGUCGUCGCAGACUGUACAGGCUGCGGUGCCGACGAAUAUGUUUGGGCGUAGGUUAGAACGCGAGGUGGAAGGUCACUGA